This is a messenger RNA of Hippopotamus amphibius kiboko, 1201 nucleotides long. It is a transcript of the gene PSMD8, whose product is annotated as proteasome 26S subunit, non-ATPase 8. NCBI's taxonomy places the organism in Eukaryota, Metazoa, Chordata, Mammalia, Artiodactyla, Hippopotamidae. The record is from RefSeq and is a predicted model, not a curated record. The transcript has 7 exons. Gene Ontology annotation, cellular component: proteasome regulatory particle, lid subcomplex; proteasome regulatory particle; cytosol. Gene Ontology annotation, biological process: proteasome-mediated ubiquitin-dependent protein catabolic process. Bases 48 to 1103 code for a protein of 351 amino acids.
UUCCGGUCACCAUCUUGAGUGACAGCAGAGGCGGAGCUUUGACUGAUAUGUUCAUUAAGGGCCGGGCUCCCACGGCACCUCCCCGAGAGCGACUGAACACUAACCCCGGCCGGCGGAGGCAGGCAGUCGCAGCCCCGCCCCCGGCUUUGGGCUCCACCUCCCGGCCCUACUUCCGCCGGGCGAGCCGCUGCAGGCGUCGCUGCCGUAAGUCAGGCCGGCGGCCUGCCGCAUCACGGAAGAUGGCGGCUGCGGCGGUGAACGGGGUGGCUGGCGUUUCGGGCUCGGGGCCUGCGGCGGCCUCGGGCGCGAUACUGCAGGCCGCGGCCGGCAUGUACGAGCAACUCAAGGGCGAGUGGAACCGUAAAAGCCCCAAUCUUAGCAAGUGCGGGGAAGAGCUCGGCCGUCUCAAGCUGGUUCUGUUGGAGCUCAACUUCCUGCCAACCACAGGGACCAAACUGACCAAACAGCAGCUCAUUCUGGCCCGUGACAUACUGGAGAUCGGGGCCCAGUGGAGUAUCCUACGCAAGGACAUCCCCUCCUUCGAGCGGUACAUGGCCCAGCUGAAAUGCUACUACUUCGAUUACAAGGAGCAGCUCCCGGAGUCAGCCUACAUGCACCAGCUCUUGGGCCUCAACCUCCUCUUCCUGCUGUCCCAGAACCGGGUGGCUGAGUUCCACACAGAGUUGGAGCGGCUGCCUGCCAAGGACAUCCAGACCAAUGUCUACAUCAAGCAUCCGGUGUCCCUCGAGCAAUACCUGAUGGAGGGCAGCUACAACAAAGUGUUCCUGGCCAAAGGCAACAUCCCGGCCGAGAGCUAUACCUUCUUCAUCGACAUCCUGCUUGACACUAUCAGGGAUGAGAUUGCUGGGUGCAUCGAGAAGGCCUAUGAAAAAAUCCUCUUCACUGAGGCCACCCGGAUCCUCUUCUUCAACACACCCAAAAAGAUGACAGACUAUGCCAAGAAGCGAGGGUGGGUCCUGGGCCUCAACAACUACUACAGCUUUGCCAGCCAGCAGCAGAAGCCGGAAGAUACCACCAUCCCCUCCACGGAGCUGGCCAAACAGGUCAUCGAGUAUGCCCGGCAGCUGGAGAUGAUCGUCUGAGCCCACCAGGCACCGGGGUGGAGCAGGGCUUGCAUUAUUUAAGGCAGUUGCAGUGCAGGGUUCCCCCCAAUAAAGGUGGAUUGACAUAUUCUCUCUUA